GCCAAAACACACAGAUUGCGCGGGAAAACGAACGUCCCAAGAAUCAAUAAUUUCAAGUGUUUUGUCAAGUUGAAAAAUGAGUAAAAGCGAGCCAGUGGACGUGUGAAUUAGUGACGGUUGUGAAAACUUUUGUUAGUGAGAUAGAAACAAUCCUGAUGGGUGACCACAAUGGUGAGGCCGGUCAGCUCCAGGCGCAAGCUCUUCUGUGCUAGCAAAGAACAGAAGGAGAAUGAACCAGCAGCUGAAGGUGAAUUAAGAGGUAAAAGCUUCACUGAAACCCAAGGCUUAACUGACCCCUCCAACAGCAUCAAUAUUGGUCUCCAUAAAAAAAUAACCAAGAGUAGCAGUAGUGUUGGAGGGUGCAACAGUGUGGGAGUUGGUAAAACAAUGGUGGGCUGGGCUGAAGAUGUAUCCACUACUCAUCGUACUCCCAGCCGGCCAGUCAUGCCCAUGUCUGAGAGGCAACAGAUUGCACUUCUUAUGCAAAUGUCCUCACCAUCUCCUCCAGACAAGGCAGAGCUGAGCCAUUCCAGCAGUCCUCGUACCCCAAACACUCCAAACUUCGGUCGAGGAGUAAACAAACGGAACGAGCGUGGGGAAACUCCUCUACAUGUUGCUGCUAUCAAGGGUGAUACUGACCGUAUAUCUCAGCUAAUAUCUCAGGGGGCAGAUGUCAAUGCCACUGACUAUGCUGGCUGGAGUGCACUUCAUGAAGCAUGUAAUCGAGGAUACUAUGACGUGUCCAAAUUGUUAAUUGAAGCAGGAGCAGACGUUAAUGCCAAAGGUUUGGACAACGAUACUCCACUACACGAUGCCUGUAUCAACAAUCAUUUCAAGCUGGUGCGGCUGCUGUUAAGGUGUGGUGCUGGAGUUGACGUUGUGAACAGACGAGGUAAAAGCCCUCGAGACGUUUGUCGCUCACCAGGCAUUGCAUCAUUGAUAGAAGCUGCAGCUCGUGGACAUAUCCAGGAAUUGUGUGCAUCUUCCGGUGACGAACUCCCUCAACAUUUCAAGAGUGGCAGUUGCACAAGUAUGUCUAGGCGGACUCCUCCUGCCAACAAAUCUUCAGAGGAAAAGCCUGGAGGCGGACCCGGGUCACCAAGAGUUACUCUCCGUUUACCUAAUAGUGUUGCACGCUCACCAGAGAAGCCCAAACCACACGACAAAAACAUAAUGGAAAGCAGUGAAGAUGUUUAUGAAUUUAAGUGUAGCAAAGACGAUGGCAGAGUUGAGGAAGAUGAUGAUAAAGGAGCAGGGACAAGAGCAGAAGUAGCUACUAUAGAAGACAAGGGAGAUAAAAGGGGCAGAGAAGCAGAACCUGAAGAUGAUGAGGAGGCAAGAAAGAAGAGGAGAAAAGAAGAUGUCAAAGAAGCUACCAAGGGAGUAGGAAGAGGAGGUGGCCGACCUACUGGAACUACAGAUAAGAUUGUUAAAUCUGGUGGUCGUGGAAGUACAGGGACUAGUACUGGUACAGGAGGAACCAAGCAGACUUCUACAACAAGCUCAAUAGUAACUGGGGAACGAAAAAGUCCUACAGGAUCUGCGGCAAAUAGCCCCAAACCAUCAAGCACUAAAAAUGGUGAAGAAAGCAGUGAUACUGAAGAUGAUGUUAAGAGUGAAUCUGGCCCUAAGGUUCCUCCCCUGAAGAUUGUUCUUGGAGGCGGUACAGAGCAAGAACCUAAUACUAGAAAUGGCAAAUGCUCUAGCAAUAGACAAUUGCCUUAUGUAGUCAAUACUAGUUCCGGAGAAGAGAAGGAGGCUGCAGCAGAGGGAAAAGAGGUCGUUUCAACUACUAAGGUGAAUUGUGAUAUGGAUGAUCAGGGGAGCUCAAACAACUGUGGCAGCAGCUCUGGCAGUGAGAAGGGCAGUGGGACUAGAAUUACUAGAUCUCAGCGGGGAGGAAAUUCCAGCUCUACGGAAGAAUCAACAACAGAUUAUGCUCUUAUUUCUGAGCAGAUUGAGAGACGGCGUGAGAAUUUGCGGCCUGUUCAGCCCAAACCUCCACAAGGGUUUAAAGACUACUUAAUGAACCGCUGCUCAUAUGUGUUGGCUGGGAAUGCCACCUCAAGGCUAUCUGUGCCAGUAAUGUCUCCUCCGGCAUCACUUUCGGCAUUGCUAAAGGAUCUUUUUAAUGAUCAAGAAAAAGAACGUUAUCGCCUAAGACUGCAGCAUCUUAUAGAGAAAGAGAAACUGGUGUUGAGUGUUGAACAGGAAAUUCUACGUGUACAUGGCAGGGCUGCCAGGGCACUUGCAAAUCAAGCGCUGCCUUUUUCUGUUUGUACAUUUUUGAAGGAUGAAGAGGUUUAUAAUAUAAUCUCGCCUGAACAAGAGAAAGAUGGAAAUGCACGUUCCCGAUACAAUGGCAGGCUGUUCCUUUCUUGGCUGCAAGAUGUGGAUGAUAAGUGGGAUAAAAUCAAGGAAUUUAUGGUUCUACGUCACCACAAUGAAGCUGAGUCGCUUCAUGCAGUCCAGCGAAUGGAUUGGGAAUGGAAACUAAAGGAACUGGGAGACUGUGAUGCAAAUUCCCGACCACACAUAGACGAUCUGCAUGUGCCCAUGGUACAUGUUUCUGAUGAUUUUGAUCUUCUUCCAGAAUGAAAAAUUGACUUGUCAAAGUUAUUUGGUCAGCAUUGUAUGUCUUUAUGAUGCAUUCUUAUGCAUUUAUGAUUAAUGAUAACCUAGUAGUCAUGCUCAAGCAUAGGCAAGAUGCAACCUUCAAGGAGAGGUUUGUAAGAGUCAAGAUAAUCUCUGGCUGUGAUAUUUGUAAGAAGGUUUUGUAUAUGCAUGUAUGUAUUUUUUUUUUUUCAACACGUCGACCGUCUCACCAAACCAGGGUGACCCAAAAAAGAAACACUUUCAUCAUCAUUCAACACUUGCACCAUCAUUCACAAAUAAUCACUGUCUUUGCAGAGGUGCCCAGAUAUAUCAGUUUAGAUGUCACUCCAAACAGCCAAUAUCCCAAACCCCUCCUCCAAAGUGCAGGCAUUAUACUUUCCACAUCCAGGACUCUUAAGUCCAGCAAACUGGUUUCCCUGAGUCCCUUCACGAAAUAUUACCCUGGGGAAUCAAGUACAAAAUAGGAGUUGACACAGUUACUUUUUGCUGAUGAUACUGUGCUUAUGGGAGAUUCUAAAGUUGCAAAGGAUAGUGGACGAGUUUGGGAGGGUGUGUAAAGGUAGAAAGUUGAAAGUGAACAUAGAUAAGAGUAAGGUGAUGAGGAUAUCAAAUGAUUUAGAUAAAGAUAAAUUGGAUAUCACAUUGGAGAGAGGGAGUAUGGAAGAAGUGAAUGUUUUCAGAUAUUUUGGAGUUGAUUUGUCAGUGGAUGGAUUUAUGGAAGAUGAGGUUAAUCAUAGAAUUGAGGAAAAAAAGUGAGUCAUGCGUUGAGGUAUCUGUGGAGACAAAAAACGUUAUCUAUGGAGACGAAGAAGGGAAUGUAUGAAAGUAUAGUGGUACCAACACUCUUAUAUGGGUGUGAAGCUUAGGUUGUAAAUGCUGCAGCGAGGAGGUGGCUGGAGGCAGUGGAGAUGUUCUGUCUCUAGGCAAUGUGUGGUGUAAAUAUUAUGCAGAGAAUUCAUAGUGUGGAAAUUAGGAGGAGGCGUAGAUUACUAAAAGUAUUAGUUAGAGAGCUGAAGAGGAGUUGUUUAGGUGAUUUGAUCAUUUAGAGAGAAUGGAUCAAAGUAGAAUGACUUGGAGAGCAUAUAAAUCUGUAUUGGAAGGAAGGAGGGGUAGGGGUCGUCCUUGAGAAGGUUGGUGGGAGGCGGUAAAGGAGGUUUUGUGGGCGAGGAGCUUGGACUUCCAGCAAGCGGUUGUGAGCAUGUUAGAUAGGAAUAAAUGGAGACAAAUGGUUUUUGGGACUUGACAAGCUGUUGGAGUGUGAGCAGCGUAAUAUUAGUGAAGGGAUUCAAGGAAACCAGCUAUUAUAGAUUUAGCCGGACUUGAGUCCUGGAAAUGGGAAGUACAAUGCCUGCACUUUAAAGGAGUGGUCUGGGAUAUUGACAGUUUGGAGGGACUUCUAAACUGCCGUAUCCGAGUGCCUCUGCAAAGACACUGAUCAUGUAUGAGUGAGGUGUAAGUAUUGAAUGAUGAUGAAAGUAUUUUCUUUUUGGGGGUAUUCUUUAUUUUUGGGUCACUCUGCCUUGGUGGUUAAAAAAAAAAAAAAAUACAUGCGUACAUAUAGAGUAUAUUAAAAUCCUUGUUCAGUGGUGGUAAAAAAAAAAAAACAGAAUUUAAGAAGCCCAGUUCUAGUUCAAAUUUUACUUAAGUUGCCUUGUUAUUAUAUGAACUUUGUGUUGUGAAGUUAUACAGUAAAAGUCCGAUAAAACGGAAUGAUAGGGGAGGGUGAUAUCCGAUUUACCCAAAGUUUCGUUUUAAUUACUAAGUUAAGCGGACAUUGUCCACUAUGUCUCCCGUAUAUGGUCAAGCAUAAAGUAAAACAGAUUUAUUCUGCAGUAUUGCCGACUCAAACCAGACAUACGAAGACAAAACUAAUGCAAGCAGCCUUUGGUCCCCUCUCUCACUUUCACUGGAAAUAUUGAGUCUGCCAGCUAAGUGAGGGGGAGGGAGGCAGCAUAGCAUACAUGUACUAGAUGCAGGUGAUAGUCACUCACUAUACAUCUUCCAGACCUGGUAGACUUAUGACAGAGAAUGUAAAUGUGAAGUCUACUACUAUUUAUCAAGUCAAGCCAGUUAGCUAGCUAUCAGGCUAGCUGUCUGUGAACCUGCCUGCUUGCUUACAUGCUUGCUCUUCCUUGCCCUACCUGCCCUGUCUGCACUUCUUGUAAACAAUUAUUUGUCUCAACAUAAUUUCCAGUUGGACACAAAAUGCUUGUCUCUACCACCCCAAUGAUAAUAGACAGGUCCUGGACAAAGCCUAGACCAUACAAACUCGUGAUUAAGAGGAGUUGGUCCAUUUUGAGCAUAGGACUGAACUUGAUAGUGGUUUAAAAUUGCAGAUGUGGUUCAUUGCAUCCUUACUUUAAUUGGACAUCUCAUUAAACAUACAUGUUGAGCCUUUGUAGGGUCACAUUUUUAUCUGACAUCCGCUUAAUGGGGUCCGUUUUAUUUUAUUUUACUGUAGACUGAUAACAAUCUGUGUUUUUCUUUUCAGUCUUCGCUCUUCCUUGACAUCGUAGGUUAAAGAUGUUUGUUAAAUAUUUAGGACUGAAAAAGGUCUGUAAUUUCUGUGAUAUAAAAUUGACUUUCAUUGUAUCUAGGACAUACUCAAGGUUAUUGGUACAGCCCAAGUUGGGGUUUGUAUUACCUCUGCAAAUAAAAAACGUGUUUCAGUGCAGUUCUUUACUUGAAAAUUGUUUCAAAUGUACAGUAUGUUUAAAGUGAGCCAAAAUUUCUAGAUCAUCUUGUGUUUGAAUGCGACUGUGCACUAGGUGUGUAGUUGAAGCUUAAUGCAUUGGCACUGCCAGUAGACCUGGUACAGUAGGCAUGUAAUCUACUUGCUAAAUGUAUAUGAUAUAAAUUAUCUGGAAAAUUAUGUUGUAAUACGUUAUAUUUGAAUUUUUAAUUGUGUUUUAAUUGGAAUAGACUGUAUAUUGUGUGAUAUAUGAAGUGAAAGCUUGAUGAAUGUUGUGGUAAUGUUUAUUGUGAAGUUAAUCCUGAUUAGUUCAGUAAAGAAACUUGUCAGUAACAAUAAGUAUCUUAUAAGACUGUUACUUGCUCAAUUUAUAUUAGUCUAUGCUAAAGCAUCAUAACAAAGUAAAGGAAACCUGAUAUAUGUAUAUGUGUGUGUAUGCAGUAUAAUUACAAACAGGCGAUCUUAAUGUAGAACAAGCCGCGUGAGACUGGAAAUCUUUAGUUCUAGAUUAACUUUCCCAUUCUUGUGCAUUGUCAGGAGCUAUGUAGUGUUGCAAGACAGCAACAGAUAGGAGGGGAAAUUCUCUGGGGCAAGGUAGAAGGUAAGCUGACAAUGCACGAGUGUGUGAAAGUUCUAAAGAUUUCUAUUCCCAUACGGUUUUUUUUGCACGUGUGUGUGCAUGUGCAUGCAUGUGUGUGUGCAUGAGCAUGCGUGCACGUGCAUACUCGUGUGCAUACUUGCAUAUACACACCACAGACCAUGUGUUGAACAUUUUUAACACGGUAAAUUCAUUCUAAGUCACCCAAUUAAAAAUAUAAUUUAU
Messenger RNA from Cherax quadricarinatus, 6131 nucleotides. NCBI's taxonomy places the organism in Eukaryota, Metazoa, Arthropoda, Malacostraca, Decapoda, Parastacidae. The record is from RefSeq and is a predicted model, not a curated record.